GACAUCAAGUUAAGCAUAAAAGCAGGGCUCUUUCUGGAACUUCACAAAAUCUUCCUCUGACAUUCUGAAGGCAACAAUCUGAAAACCAAGUUUCAUCAUGGCAAUGCUGAGAAGUCUUCUGCUUCUGUUUACUGUGUUCUCCAUGGGGAACGCAGAAGUUAAUUCAUUUAAAAAAUGCCCCUAUGGAUGGAGAAAUUUUGGAGUCAAAUGCUACAAGUUCUUCUCUCAGGGGGUCAACUGGGUCACAGCAGAGAAGAGCUGCCUAAGUCUGGAUGCAAAUCUUGCGUCUGUACACAAUAAAAUAGAACACGAUUUUCUUCUGAGUCUGUUGCCUUCUUCCACACGUUGUUGGUUUGGUUCUCACGAUGGUAACCAUGAAGGAGAGUGGUUGUGGACUGAUGGAUCUCCAUUUGACUACACCCUCUGGGCCCCUGGACAACCUGACAAUCUGCAUACCGAGAACUGCGGGGAGUUCAACUUCGACUAUAACCGCUGGAACGAUGCAGACUGUUUAACCUCACUGAGUUAUGUUUGUGCCAAAUACCUGUGAGAUCACAUGCAGUCAUCCUGCUCCACUUAUUUUGAUUGUACUACAUUUACAUGUUCUGAUCUUAUCUUUACAAGUUUCAUUCUGAAAUUAAACUUUUCUUAAAUAUUUUCUCAACUUUAAUCUCUUCUCAAUACUGAAACACUUCUCAAAUCAAUAAAGGCA
Molecule: messenger RNA, 712 nt
Organism: Onychostoma macrolepis
Lineage: Eukaryota; Metazoa; Chordata; Actinopteri; Cypriniformes; Cyprinidae
Product: galactose-specific lectin nattectin-like
Exons: 6
Coding region: 98-550 (150 amino acids)
Source: RefSeq, a predicted model, not a curated record